AUGAACCAACAGUAUAAGGAAAAGGUGCGUCCCUGCAUUGACCUCAUGGACUCUCUUCGCUCUCUGGGUGUAGAGAAGGACUUAGCGCUGCUUGCCAUCGGCGUGAUAGGAGACCAAAGCUCGGGGAAGAGCUUUGUGUUGGAGGCGCUGUCAGGGGUGGCUGUGCCAAGAGGCAUCUUCACUAAUUCAGGCUUUGUGACAAGAUGUCCUCUCGAACUGAAGAUCAAGAGAAGGAGAGAAGGAGAGGAGUGGUACGGGAAGAUAAGCUACCAGAACCAUGAAGAAGAGAUAAAAGACCCUGCACACGUGGAUAGCAUGAUUAGAGAAGCUCAGAAUAAAAUGGCCAGGGUCUGGGAGGGGAUCAGUGAUGACCUCAGUCUAGAGAUCGCCUCUCCUGAUGUUCAAGACCUGAUGCUCAUUGACCUGCCCGGCAUCACCAGGGUGGCUGUAAAAGGACAACUGGAGAACAUUGGAGAGCAGAUAAAUACACUAAUCCAGAAGAUUAUAACAAAACAACAGAUCAUCAACUUGGUGGUGGUUCCAUCCAACGUGGACAUAGCAACCACACAGGCUCUGAAGAUGGUACAGGAGGUGGAUCCUGAUGGAAACCGGACUUUGGACCUGGUGGACAAAGGCACAGAAGAGUCGGUGGUUGAAAUUGUCCGUAAUUUGGUAAUUCAACUGAAUAAGGGCUACAUGAUUGUCAGAUGCAGGGGUCAGAAGGAGAUCAUGUGUCUCUUACGGAAGCAACAAGAAGAGAAAAGGCCUUCUUCAACGAUCAUGUGCAUUUCAAGGCAGGACUCCUCUGGGCUUUUGUCUCACUCUUGGGGCAGCUGA
Cyclopterus lumpus (lumpfish) is the source of this 837-nucleotide messenger RNA. Its product is annotated as interferon-induced GTP-binding protein Mx-like. Gene Ontology annotation, cellular component: nucleus; cytoplasm; membrane. The record is from RefSeq and is a predicted model, not a curated record. Gene Ontology annotation, biological process: defense response to virus. Lineage: Eukaryota; Metazoa; Chordata; Actinopteri; Perciformes; Cyclopteridae. Gene Ontology annotation, molecular function: GTP binding; microtubule binding; GTPase activity.